Messenger RNA from Anthonomus grandis grandis, 1398 nucleotides. RefSeq names its product serine protease HTRA2, mitochondrial-like. Gene Ontology annotation, molecular function: serine-type endopeptidase activity; protein binding. NCBI's taxonomy places the organism in Eukaryota, Metazoa, Arthropoda, Insecta, Coleoptera, Curculionidae. Bases 78 to 1307 code for a protein of 409 amino acids. Gene Ontology annotation, biological process: positive regulation of apoptotic process; proteolysis; programmed cell death. The record is from RefSeq and is a predicted model, not a curated record. The transcript has 6 exons.
CAGAAACCAUAACCUCAACUUAUUAACUCAAAUUCAAAACAUUAGAAAAAAAAAACAUUUCAAAAAUAAUAAAUUAAAUGUCACCCUUAGGAAAACUUUUUCUCCAUAGAACCUUAUCGCCCCUAUUAAGAAGACAUAUUCAUAAACACCCAUAUCGUGAAAAACCGGUAGUUUUCCAACGGGAAAAACUAUGGGAAACCCAAACGAAAAAACAUAUUUUCCGGGCGUUCGUCGUAAUUUGCUCCAGCUAUUUAACGUAUAGGACCAUAAAGGAACGUUAUGGUUUCAUACCACAUGUUAAUGCGGCCAGUACCUUCGAAGGGAAAAAUUUGGCAGGACGGAGGCAGCAAUUCAAUUUUAUAGCUGAUGUGGUACAAUCUGCAGCUCCCGCUGUGGUUUAUAUCGAAAUUAAAGAUGCACGGAGAGUAGAUUUUUUCACUGGUCGCCCUCUAACACUAUCAAAUGGCUCUGGUUUCAUUAUACAAUCAGAUGGACUUAUAGUGACAAAUGCUCAUGUUGUCACUAACAAACCUUCAGCAAUAGUUGAGGUUCGUCUUCUUGAUGGCCGAACAUUUAAAGGGGUAGUAGAAGACAUAGAUGUAAAAAGUGAUUUGGCCACUGUGCGCAUACCGACAACAAACUUACCCACAAUGAAACUUGGUAGUUCUGCAGAUUUAAAACCUGGGGAAUUUGUGGUGGCUAUUGGCAGUCCAUUGGCUUUGAGCAAUACUGUAACCACAGGUGUGGUCAGUUCUGCCCAAAGAGGAUCUGAAGAGCUGGGGCUAACAGGCAAAGACAUGAAUUAUAUUCAGACAGAUGCAGCUAUAACAUUUGGAAAUUCAGGUGGUCCACUAGUGAACCUUGAUGGGGAGGCAAUAGGUGUUAAUAGUAUGAAAGUAACCCCAGGGAUAUCAUUUGCCAUACCAAUCGAUUACGUCAAGGACUUUUUGAGGAAAGCAAAAGGUCCAAAAAAGCCCUCGGAUGCACCUAAAAGGGUUUAUUUGGGAAUAACAAUGUUUACUUUAACACCUCAGCUAAUUAAUGAGCUGGCUUUAAAGCAAGGUAAUAGAAUUCCAGAAGAUUUCCAGGGAGGCGUUUUGGUAUGGAAAGUUAUCACUGGAUCUCCUGCUAAUAGGGGAGGUCUACAACCAGGAGAUAUAGUAACCCACAUAAAUAGCAAGCAAAUUCGGAGUGCUCAAGAUGUAUAUGAGAUUUUAAAGAAUACAGAAACAAAAAAUUUGAAGAUGUCUGUACAGAGACAAGACAGACAUAUUGAAAUAAAUGUGCAACCUGAGGAUUUGAGCUAGAAUACAAUAAAAUAAGUGCAUAUAAUUAAAACUAAAUCUUGUUUUUGUUUAAUAGCAUUUUCUUUUUAAUAAUAUAUAUUUAUUAACAUAA